AAAGUCCGCACCAUCUGUACCAAUCUCGCGCCGCGUAGUUCUGCCUAUGUCUUUUGGCAAGGCGCAGCCUCGCCAGAACCACGCGCUUCUGCCGAGGCGCGACCGGAGCCUAGAGGUGUCCCACUCCAAGGCGCCGGCGGUGCCUCGUGCGCCACGGCCCAAAGAGAAGCCGCAGUCUGCAGGCGCCUUGGCCCGAGACACGUGGUCCCGAAAGCCCUCCAAUGAGAGCGGUGGGGGCCUAGGUCACCUCACCAUGCCCAGCGAGGCACGGCGGCCCCGCAGCGAAAGUCCUUUCGCGCGGAUCAACCAGCUGAAGCGGGAGAGAGAAUGCACGGAGAACCAGGCCAUCGAAGUGGGGCCGCCUCGGAGGGCAGAGUCCACCGUGACGGACAACAACUUCCACCGUGGCCACAUCUUAGGUCAGGAGAUCACUUCCUUCAAGGGCAUCCAUUGGAGCAAGGUCAGCAACUUUGAAGCCAACGAGCGGCCACUGGUGCGAAAGUCCCUGCUCCGGGAGAUGCAGGAAGCACCUCAAGAGCUGGAAUGGCUGAAGGCCAAGCCAAAGCCGAACCUCCCCGAGGAGAAAGACUUUUCGAGGCGCAACGUGCUUGCACGCGAGGCUGCGGAUGACGAAGAUCGACACCUGGACCAGCAUGGACAGGGGCAGAAUGGCUAUCAUGGUCGCAUCAACGUGCUGCGACGAGAGGUGGCCAAAGAUGGAGAUACCACCAACAUGCCCCGCCCCGCCGGAGUAGAGGCCAGUGGAGCGCCCAUCUUCGUGCGACCACGGACCUUGGUGAAGGUGUCUGGCAUUGGAAGCUAAGUCGCUUCCGGCCUUUCUUAUAGACGGCCUUGCCUUGCAGCGGUCGCUUGCGGUGUACGAGUUGAUCGUUAAGUAGAGUUGCCAAUCUGGCAAAACUCUGAAAGCUCAGGGACUGUACAGUCGUGGUGCAGAUGUCCACAUCUCCCGCAAGCUUUGGCCCGUGUGACCUAGUCGCCUGCAUGCGGCACAUGCAUGAAGAACUGCGAAUGUUUGCAUGGU
Molecule: messenger RNA, 1042 nt
Organism: Effrenium voratum
Lineage: Eukaryota; Dinophyceae; Suessiales; Symbiodiniaceae
Source: the annotation of a GenBank genome assembly